This is a messenger RNA of Crotalus tigris (Tiger rattlesnake), 5094 nucleotides long. It is a transcript of the gene HSF5, whose product is annotated as heat shock transcription factor 5. NCBI's taxonomy places the organism in Eukaryota, Metazoa, Chordata, Lepidosauria, Squamata, Viperidae. The coding region runs from base 802 to 2637 and encodes 611 amino acids. The transcript is spliced from 6 exons. Gene Ontology annotation, molecular function: DNA-binding transcription factor activity; sequence-specific DNA binding. Gene Ontology annotation, biological process: regulation of DNA-templated transcription. The record is from RefSeq and is a predicted model, not a curated record.
AGUGCCCAAAUUUUGAUCACAUGACUGUGGAGAUACUGCAGAAGUUGCAAGUGCAAGAACUAGUUGUCACUUUUUUCACUUCUAUUGUAACUUCAAACACUCACUAAAAUGAAUGGUUGUAAAUUGAUGACCACUUAAACCAAGGAGAAUUAUGAACUCCUCUCCUCUGGAUGUCUGCUGGGAUGCUUUAAUGUGGAUUCCUGCAGGGAACUUCAAUGGCCCUUUAUCAUUCUAAGAAUACUGAAUGAGAAUCAGCCUGAGGAUGAUAGCAAAGGUUCUGUCUUCUGCAAAAGUAUUAUUAUAUACAAUUAUAUACUAUCAUUUAUAUUUUUCUUAAAGUUAUUCUUAUCAAGGACAGGGUGGGUACCAAAGCCAAGUGUAGCACUUGGCAACAGAACCUUCUGCUCUCCACCAAGACCACUAGCCAGAAACCAGGUUAAGCGUGUUGUGUGGACAUUUUGUUGUGAAGUUUUGUUUCAGCAAGCGGGGCGGUGUGAUUUUAACUGUUUUCUCGCCAAGGGAAAGGCUGAAAGGCAGAAACUGGGCAGCCGCCAGCGUAGCACCUUUGCCCAAGACUUUUGGCGGGAGGGGUAGCCACAGCGCGCGCCGCCAAGCAGCCCGGUCAUAUCGCUCUGCCUCGACGGCGGCGAUGAUUGACGGCGGCGUCCGUUGGAAAAAAGCCGAUUGGCCUCACGCGGGCCUUCCACCGUCCGUUGGACUGAGGGGGGGAGGCUGGCAGAGAAGGCGAACGGGCGCGAGGCGGCCUAGGUCUAGCGGCUCCCCGCAGACCGAGCCACCUCGAUGGAGGACCCACUGCUCUCGGCCGCGCCCAUUAACCCUAACAACUUCCCCGCCAAGCUGUGGCGCCUUGUCAACAGCCCGCGCUUCCGCUCCAUCCGCUGGGACGCCCGGGGCGAGGGACUCCUCAUAGACCAGCCCUUGUUCGAAGCCGAGCUCCUGGGCGCUGGCGGCAGCGGACUGGCCGUCGCAGUGGGAGGCGGCCCGGGGGGCGAUAGCGCCGGCCCUACCGGCGGCUCUUCAGUAUCUCCAUCUUCGUCGUCCACCUCCUCGCCGGAGUUGUUCAAGACAACCAAUUUCACUAGUUUCAUCCGGCAGCUCACUUUGUACGGCUUCCGCAAAGUGGUGCUAGGCCCGCCAGGAGGCAGCGGGGGAUCUUCGUCUGGUGGCGGAUCCACCGUAGGCGCCUCUGCCGCCGCCUCGGCCCCCGGCGGCCCCUUGCACCAUUUUCACAGCCCGCACUUUCGUCGCGACCGGCCCGAUCUCAUCUCAAAACUAGCUUCGCCGCAGUGUUGCGAGCAUCCCUCACUGCUUCUGGAGCCCAGGUUGUUCAUCACUGUAUCGAAUUUCUCAUUUUCCUCUCCAUCUUCAGCACCAUUGACUUUAGAGCAGGUUCAUCGAUCUUUUCGGCGAGACAGUUUAUCUCCUUAUUCCUAUCUGUCACCAUCAUCUCACAGCCAAAAUGCUUUUCCACUGAAAGGUUCCGAUCGGACUCCUUUUCCUCCCAGAACAUGGCAGAACUCUCUUGGAUUGCUCCCAGGUCAGGUGGAGACAUCAACUUUUUCAGACAAAGGUGUUCCAUUUCCUGUGCUACAGAGGUUCCCAACAGAAGUAACUUACACUCUGCAGCCCAGCUCUACAUCUGUACACAUUCAACAAGGGCCUCAGACAAUGGCCACAUCUUCCCAGAAAUAUACCAGUUAUGCAGCUUCAGCACCAUACUCUCAAGCUUACUAUCCAACAGCUGUAUUACAAUGUUGUUCACCACCUACCCACAUGGAUCCCCUAAGUGGUUGUGGUAGUCCUGCAGCCUCAAUCUAUACACACUGCAGCUAUUUUCAGAAUCCACCAAUGCAAUCUUCAUAUCCAGUUGAAUUUUUGCCUUCUAAUUGGUCCUGCAACACCUCUGAUGAAAACAAGAAGACAGAAGUCAAUCUAGAAGCUGUCUUCCAGAUUGUUGAUGAAAUGCAUUCAUCCCCAAAGCUGGAAAUGGUAAAAGUAGAACCAGUGGAGAACCAAUGUCCAACUUCACAGUCAAAUCGAAACCAGCAAUUAAUAGUUAAUUCAGGGAAUAGUGAUACAGCUUCUUCAGGUCAAACCAGCCACUUAGAACCUCUAACACCUGUAGGCUCAGAUAUCACAUCCUUUGUUGUAGAGUCUGAACAAGCUAUAGCUUGCUCCUUGCCACAGUCUCCAGAGUUUAUCUAUGCUAUUCAUACCACAGAACCUGUGGAGAAUACCACAACUCAAAUAGUGCAGCAGCCUACAGUCACACCACAAACAUCAGCAAAGGUCAAAGAACUGAAUCAGUCUUCUGCAGUGUCUUCCAUGGUAUUUGUUCAAGAGGAACUUCCAUUCAGUCAGACACAGGAGGAUCCUAAUAUAAAGUGUGAGACAAAUACAUCAGAGACUGUUGCAUCCUCAGAACAAAUUGGUUUCCUCAUUUCAGAAGUGGGUCCUCUCAGCAAAUGUGCCAAAGAUUCAGUUUCAUCCGUCCAAACCAAAUGCAGAGAAAGAAGGAGCAGUUCACAGAAGGGCAAAUCCCCUGAUCUACAUUUGCUAGUGGAUGUGGCUUGCAAGCAAGAGCAUUUUCCAAAGGAAGAAGAAUUAAGGGAGUGAGAAGUUGGUGGAAAGCAUGUACAAAUGCAGAGCAGUAGCCAGCUGGGGAAGAGCAGUGGCUUUCAUUCCAGGAAUAUUUUGGGGACUGAUAUGACAAAUAAAACUCUCUUCCAUUGCUCAUUUUUGUUACACUUGUAAAUAAUCCCACCACUGUUUUUAAUACACCCCUUUAAUAGGUUUAAAUUAUUUUUUAACCUGUUUCAUCUAAUUAAUAAACUUAUUUGUCCAAAUCUGUUAAAAGUGAAAAAGCUGUAUUUCAAACAGCUGCCACAAAUGUCCCCAUAGGAUUGUUCAAAUUUCAUUUCAAGACUGUUUAUCUCAUUUUCUAGUUAAUUACACAACAGGUUUUUUAUUUCUUCAUUUGUUCCAUCCAUAAUAGCUGCUGGAUAUUUUAUGUUAAUGGUACAUUCUUGUGUUUUAAUAAUUUCCUCAUUCUAGGCCAAUAUAAAACAAAUGUUAAGACUUAUGUUGUUUUAUUGCUUAGCUUAAAUGUCUUUGCAAGCUAUUUAACUUGUUCAAUAUGAUUAUAUUUACUGACAAUAGAUUUUAAAGAGUAAUGACUUUGUACUCGAAUGUAUUUAUGUUGUAAUUAGAAUGCAUGCAAAUGAUGUAGCAUGACGAGAAUGUGUUUUAAGACUAUUUUGAUUUCCCAGAACUUUGAAAAAUGCAUAAGGAUAUACUUCCCAAAAAACUCAGAUCAGAAAGAUCUUUUAUUCAGUUGACUUUCUGCAAUUUCUAGAUUUCUUAUAUCCAUUAUCUCUCAAUGAAAGGCAGGAUGAACCAAGUCAACCACACAAACUCAGCUAUAGCCUUAUAUUGAUUUGUAGGACAGUAACGUAUUAUUUCUUGCAAAGCUUCCAUUGCUUUGAUAUACCGAUUAUUUUGAGAUAACUCCAAUCAAUUGUCAGAGGCUCCAUUUGUCCAUCUAUAUACAUUCAGUCUAAUUGUAAGAUAAGAAAAUUAAGUGAAAAAUAAAAUGUUACACAAGCAGGGAGAAUACUUAGCAAAGUCUCUGAAUUUAAAAAAUGGUAAGAGAUGCUUGUAUAUCAGUCCUGACUUAAUUUAAAAAUAGGCAUUUAGUUCAGGCCUGUUGCAGAUUCAAAUAAAUGUUGCAAAUGAAGCUCAUUCUUUAUCAUACCUGAUUGGACUACAGAAAAUAUUUGUAUUGUAGCAUAGCUUUAUUAAUAAUUCAAAAUUAUUAAUAAUGAACAAUUAAAUGGGCCUAUAUUUUUAAGGCUCAGUCUGGAAAUGGCGAUAUUUAUAUCUUUACAUCUGUCUGUAAACUAACUGAAAAAUGAGGCCAAGGAGCUGGAUCUCCUACCAUAUUUAUAGACUCAGUUAUUUGACUCUUAAGCAUUUGUACAAAAGAAAAAAUAUUGAAACUGGCAAAAGAGAAAAUAAUAUUCAGACUAUUGAAGAAAUCUCUACAAUAUUUCUUGAUGCUAAUACUCAGCAUAACUCUAUCUGGAACAACCUUCUCAGUACUUUCACAGUUUUCAGCUAAAAUGUAUUCUAUUAAUAAACAAUAAAAGGGAUUACUCCAAAGAAGUCCAGUGUUUACUAAUAGUGAUACUUGAGUAGGACUACCAGAUUUUCUGGCAAAAAUCCAGAAUAGACAGCAAAACAUAGGUUGAAUUUUCUGCAUCCAUAUCCUGUCAUCUAGUGGUUAUCUGGAUUUUUGCUGCUUAGAUCUUAUAGCCCUAUGAGAGAGUAAAGUAUUUGAUUUUCAUUUGAGUAAAAUUAAGUACUAAAUCACUACACGCUCAAAAGUGUACUAAAGUGAAAGGACAGUCUACACAGUCAUUUUUAACACUAUACAGUAAGCAAUUUAAAAGAAAAAAUUCGGGUAACAGCCUAGAAAUGGGAGAUCUUUAUUAUAAUAAAAAGAACAAAUCAAAACAUCAAAUAUCCAUAUUUCCUUCUUUUGUUUAAAGAAAAUUGAUUUUUCUCCAUAUCUAAAUAAAAUUAUUGCAAAACUGGUUUUUCGCAUGGAAUUCUGUACAUUAUUGAAUACUUGACUUUCUACUAACCUGAAUGUUGUACCCAGUGAAAUUAAACCACAUCCUAAAUUACAGCUUCAAAUGGGUAAUCUUGCUUUGAAGUUUCCUGUCUGGCCUGUGGUAUUACUCAUCCAGCUGAUGUCAGACGACAGUAAUAGCUGAAUUCCAGAUUUCUAAAAAUCAGCAUUACCUAAAAUCUCCCUUGCAGUGGCUAUUGGGAAAAAACAACACAACCAAAAUUAAUACUUGAAGAAAAGCUAGCUGCAGACUUUAGCUAUUCCAUUUAUACGUCAAUCCUAUGAAAUUACUGUAGUUCUAAUUUCAGUGUAAUUGAAAGUGUCAUACUGAAAAUCUUGAAACAAAGAUUUGCUGUUAACACAUUUGAUCAAAUUAUUUUCCUUUACCAUUUCUCUGUACAUAAUUCUUUGGAAAAAGCAGCAAGUGAAUCUUGCUCAUA